AUGACAUCGAUUUACUCAACAUUUCUAGCCAGUGGAACUACUGUGGUAAAAGCUUUGGUAAAUACAGUAGAAAAGGCUGAUGAGCUAUCAAUGAAAUUGUCUGUGAAUUUGAGUUCAAGCAUCAUUCCAGAGAUUAUAAGAUAUGGGAAAAAAACAAAACCUCAUGGCAAGGGCGUUACAGGUUUCAGCAGUUACUUCUAA
Acanthoscelides obtectus is the source of this 201-nucleotide messenger RNA. The record is from the annotation of a GenBank genome assembly. NCBI's taxonomy places the organism in Eukaryota, Metazoa, Arthropoda, Insecta, Coleoptera, Chrysomelidae.